AUGGAAGCAGUUAAGGAGAUUUCAGCAGACAUAAUACAUAAAGAAACAGAGAACUACUUAGCUCAAAUGGAAAAAGAAAAUGAAAUUAUCGACAAGCAAGUUCGAGAAUUAUUAGGAAAUUGAGAAAAUACUGAAGAAGAUGCAAUAAAAGAAUAUGACCUCCCACCAAAUAGUAUGUCUAUUCAAUUUCUGGAGUCUCCUCAAAAGCAAUCAGACUCGAGGUUCAGAGAAAGUUCAGGAAAGUUCGAAACACAGUUUAUUGAAGAAGAUAGGGAUCAAAUUUAUCUUCAUCAAAUCAAAUAUUUAGAAUCUCAAUUAGAAAAUUCCACAAAAACUGUUGAAUCUUUAGAGUUAAAACUCACUCCACCCCCCAUCCUUGAUCGAACGACUCGCCAUCGUUCGAUCAAGGAUGGGGGUUAAAAAAAAAUUUUUGGGAAAAAAAAUUUAUAUAUAAAAAAAAAAUAUGUAUAUAUUUUUUUAUUUACUUUUAAAUAAGAGGGUUAAGAGUAUUUAAUAAUUAUUUUUAAAGCAAAAAAUUGAAUUAAUUUCAUAAAAUAUCAAUUUUUAAUAUUUUGAUUUAUUAGUUACCCCUUUAAACUGUAUAAUUUUAAUUUGUUCCUUAUUAAAUUAAAUUUUUUUUUUUAAAAUUUUAAAAAAUCUCUAUUUUAUUAAAUUUAUUGAGUUUUUAAGCCUAGGCUGAUGACUGAAUCACUUCAUACGGUUGAUUCCGAAGCUUUUGUCGUCUCAAAAUCUCUGAAAAAACUUUAUUAUGCAUAUCUUCCCACUUUUGAUAACUAAUAUAUUUUUAUAUUGUAAAAAUUUUCAUGAUAUGAAAAUCGUUCGAUCAAGGAUGGGGGUUAAUUUUCCCAAUUUUUAGGAAUUUUUACAAUCAAUCGUUCGAUCAAGGAUGGGGGGGGAGUCAGAGAAAAAGACAAUAAAAUCAAAGAACUUGAAUCUAAACUCACAAAAACAGCUACAAAUUACAGCCAGUCUCCAAAAAGAGAUAUCUCCUUUUCAAAAGAAAUCCCGGUCACUCAAACUGCAUUUUCUGCAAGCCUCAAGCGAAAAGAGCGAGAGCAAGAAAAAAAAAUUGCUGAAAUGGAAAGUAAAUUAAUCGAAGAGAGAAAAGCUAUGCAAAGACUUCAUCAUCUAAAUAAAGAACUUUUAUCAAAAAUAAAAGAAAUCAGGACCAAUGAUUAGUUUAGAUUAAAGAUCAAUUCUAGCCUGCGUAGGCAUUUAUUUCAGCCCCUACAUGAGUUAGCUUCACGCUCAUUGGCACUAGAUACUAAUAGCUAACGCUUUUUUUCUUCAGCAUCACCAAUAUAGCCACAUCAGAAAAUCUAUUGGAAAGACUCGCCAAUUCCGGUCUUGAUCUUUGGCCAACUAUUAAUGAUAGUUGACCGUCAGCAAGGUUUGAAGUAUUUCUAAAUAGCCCAUCUUCUCCUUUGGCUUGCCUUAGCCCUAUUGCAGACUAAAGAUUGCAUCUCAACAAGUGUAGAAGGAUGUACACCUCGGUCUCGUCUGUGGGUCGAGGAAAAAAGAUCUAGCACAAAAACCCAUCUAAGAAACUAUUCCCAUUGAAUCCACUUUCCUCGCGUCUGGAUCAACUCGCAGGACAUCAAGCACCUAACUCUGCUCGCAAUUUUAAUAAUUCUCAGGACCAAAGAAGAUUAUAAUAAGGCACAAUUAAAUAAAACACAAAUGAGAGAGUCAAAAAUAAGAAAUUUGCUUGAAGAAAAUCAGCAGCUUGGAUUAAUGUCAAGACAGCAACAAAAGCGUAUCCAUGAAUUAGAAGAUGAGCUUGAAGAAACAAAAGCAGCCUAUGAUACUUUGCUGGCAUCUUCAAUGGAAUUCGAAGAAAAAACGAGGGAUUUGUACAGGAUCAACCAAGUAUUGAAUGAAAACUUAAAAAGCUUUAUUGAAGGCGAAUAA
Blepharisma stoltei is the source of this 1932-nucleotide messenger RNA. The record is from the annotation of a GenBank genome assembly. NCBI's taxonomy places the organism in Eukaryota, Ciliophora, Heterotrichea, Heterotrichida, Blepharismidae.